AAUGACGUAGCAAUGUUGUGAAUUGCUAAUAAGAUUGCACGCGCGCGCACGCACGCACGCACGCACGCACGCCCCGACCGACCGACACAUCUUCUCAGGAAUACACUUAAAAGAACUCAUUCAUGUCCUCACACUUUUGGACUCGUUAAAAACCACCAUGGACCUCCACAAAAUCAUCCACGGUGCGUUGCACGAUUUUAUUCAGACUUACAUUCCCGAUGCAGACCUCAGCACUCUGGAUGACGUCCUCCUGUCCUACAUCACUGGAGUUCUGGAAGAUUUGGGCUCCCAGCAGAGUGUGGAGGAGAACUUUGACGUGGAGGUCUUUGCUGAGAUGUUGGAGGCAUACAUACCGGGGUUUGCAGAAAUUGACAGUGUCAAAGUGUGUGAAAUGAUGUUCAGCCUGGCGUCCACACUCGCCACAGCAAGGACUUCAGCUGAUGGAGAAAACAGUGUGCCAAAGUCAGAGGACAGCUCACUCAAACUCACCUCUCACCUACCAAGUUGUCCACCUGGAAGUGACAUGCAGUGCCUACAAACACAGACAGAGGGCGCCACAGCCAAGCUCCCAGCGUCAGAGUGGGAAUCUCAAGAGCAGCACCUUCUGGAGAUGUUCCCCAAGUGUAGCUUGUCCGAGGCCCGCAGUGCCCUGUCUAUUGCAAAAGGAGACAUGGAGGAAGCUGUUCGCCUUAUCAUCGAGGGAGAUGUCCAACUCAGCCCCUCUCCACUUAACGUAAAUCAAGGAAAGAAUAUCUCCUCAGUGGCAGACCAGAAACUGAAAGAAAGCAUCUUGGAGAAGUACAUGCUGGUUGACCGAGAAGAGGACAACAAAACACAUCGACCCGUCGCCCCCAAAGACGCUCCCAAAAAGCUUGUCCGUUACCACAGCAACCAGGUGGUGACCACCAAGGGCGAACGCUACCAGGUAGUAAAGAAGAACGAGACGGAAGACAUGAAGAAGACGUACGUCAACCUCAAGCCGGCUCGGAAAUACAGAUUUCAUUGACGAGCGCAACUCAUGUUUACGUCUUGUCGUUUUUUUUUGUUUUUUUUUCUUUUCUUUUCUUUUUGGGUUUGGUCUGAAUUGGACUAAAGUAAGCGAGUGAGUUUGUAGAUUAUUUUCACAAAUUAAUUUUGGUUCAUACGUUUAUUAUGAUUAUUAUUGUGAUUUCAGCAUUUAUGUUAUUUUGUAUUCUCAUGAAUUUCCAUGGUUUCAUGGGUGUUAAAAUGAAUUCUAGUGGUGCUUUAUUUAUUUAUUUAUUUUUAUUAUUAUUCUCAACUGCUUGUACAUAUGACAUCAAUGUUUGUUUGUUUGUUUUUUUUGUGUGUUGGGACUAUUUGCUGUGCUGCCAAAUGCUUUUAUUUUUAUUCUUUGAUGGUUUGCACUUUAGAGUCCCUCAAGAGAAAUCAUGUUGUGUACUGUGCAUACUUUUUCUAGAUUUGAGGGUUUAUUUAUUACAACUUUUCUAUGACUGCAUAUCACUCCCAUGAAAGGACAUUCAUAUACUGUAAGCUUGACGACCCUCAAAGUACCAUUUUUAUCACGUAUUUAUGAUAUCAACGCUUCAAAUCGCAGUCUCGGGUGUGCGCUGUGGCGAAGUGGUCCUUUUAUUAUUCAUUUGUAUUUUUGGGGGAAUUAUUUUGGUGUGAUUGGUGGUUUUAUUCCUAAAAUAUGUAUAUAUUUUUCUGUGUUUUUAUUUGAUAUUUGGAGUGCACUGUAGGCCACCGUUAUGGACGAUGUGUUGUUACUGGAUAUUUCCAUGAGUAAUUCAGUCAUGAACAACAAACGGUGACUGACUGAUAUGAUGGUGUUACUGUAAAGCAGGGGUGGGCAACCUGCGGGCAUCUGUGGCCCGCUGGGGCAUUUUAUCUAGCCUGCCCUGCAAUUGGGGAAAAACAAAACCUCAAAAUUGACUUUGUAUCUUUGCGUCAAUUUAGUAUGACCCUCAAAGGACAAAAAUGGUGACUGACAAGACAAAGGUUUGCCACCCCUGCAAAAUAAAAACCAUGAAAUGGCUAUUGACUGAAAUUGUAACCUUUUUGCUUUGACAAAAAACAAAUGCACAAUUUAUAGUAAAUACUAAUUUUGUAGACUA
This is a messenger RNA of Dunckerocampus dactyliophorus (ringed pipefish), 2096 nucleotides long. RefSeq names its product CUE domain containing 2 (gene cuedc2). The record is from RefSeq and is a predicted model, not a curated record. The coding region runs from base 158 to 1006 and encodes 282 amino acids. NCBI's taxonomy places the organism in Eukaryota, Metazoa, Chordata, Actinopteri, Syngnathiformes, Syngnathidae. The transcript is spliced from 9 exons.